Diceros bicornis minor is the source of this 4586-nucleotide messenger RNA. RefSeq names its product PWWP domain containing 3A, DNA repair factor (gene PWWP3A). Gene Ontology annotation, cellular component: cytosol; nucleus. Gene Ontology annotation, biological process: chromatin organization; DNA repair. The transcript has 13 exons. Gene Ontology annotation, molecular function: nucleosome binding. Bases 538 to 2568 code for a protein of 676 amino acids. The record is from RefSeq and is a predicted model, not a curated record. Lineage: Eukaryota; Metazoa; Chordata; Mammalia; Perissodactyla; Rhinocerotidae.
UGGAGUGGACGGUCUGCAGCUGCCCCGGCCUUUCAGGGACAUGGCAGCCGAGCUGUCCUCCGAUUUUAUUUCUCUGCUCGAUUUUCUUUCUCUGCUCGGUGGUCAACUGGGAACUCCCGACGGGGGGAGGGCUGUGAACUCCGAUUGUUUAGUCGCAAGCGCCUCUUGUGCUGGGGUCAGAGACAGGCCUCAGCACAGAGGUGAUUUAUUCAGGAGCCUUUUAAAAAUAAUCUAGACAACACCGUGGGGAGGGCAUCUGGCUGUAUUUUACUUAUGAAAAAAAUCCGGGCGCCUCCCGAGGUACCGAGGCCAGUCAUUUCCUUUUGGCAUCAAGCAUCUCAGCGCAAGAUGACGGAAUUGAACCAUCUACUUGAGGCUAAGCCCUGCUCACCUUUGUCCUUGAGGGCUGCCUCUGCGCUCCCGGCGCCAGCAAACGAUGUUAUAAACCCCCGUGCAAAUUUCGUUGCAGGGCACAGCGCGUCAGACCUUCAAGUACUUUGUGCCAAAUCAUUCCCGCUUGCCACAUGAGUCUAAAUCAUGACGGAUGCCAAGUAUGUCCUCUGCAGAUGGAAAAAGCGAUCAUGGCCUGCAAAGGUUUUGGCCAGACCUAAGGCGUCAACAAAAGAUAAGAGAAAAAAGGAAUUUUUUCUAAAUGUUCAAAUACUCUCCGUAGACAAAAUAAUUCGGGUGAAAAGCACGCAAGUCGAGAUCCUGAAGAAGUCUCACAUUGACGAGAUUGCUGACUUAUUAGGCUCAAAGAAUGAGGUUCACGAGGACCCCCUGGAGGAGCUGACCUACAGACGGUCGCUUCGAGUGGCUCUGGAUGUUUUGAACGAGGGAACCAAUUCUUGUCAAGAAAGCUCUUCAAGGGAAGAAAGAACUGCUGUGUCUCCAAGAGAGCAGCCCAAGGAACUGGCCUCCUCGCUCUGUGAUCCCAACUCUUCAUCUUUUCUCCUCAAAGGCAUGUCAGGCAGUUGUGGACCUGAGAGGAGGAAACGUGUAGACCAAAGGCUAUCAGGUUCACCCGCUUGUGAAAAGGACCCCCAGUGCAAAGUGGACCACAAGAAGUGGUUUGGGAAAAGUGAAAUCCCACGAGCCCUGGUGGUCUCCGCAGCCGCAGGUGGUUCUCAGGAUGGUAGUGGAUCAAGAAUACACCAGGAAGAUCGGAAGACCCCAAGUAAAAGGGGAAGAAAUUCGACACAGGAGCCCAGCUUGUGUCAGAAUGCACGUUUACUUUCAGAGGGAGAUCCUGAAAAAGAGAGGAAGAUAAAAGCAGGCAGCCCGUCGGCCCCUCGCUCGCCUCCUAGAAUUGAGGAGGGUCUGAAGGCUGAAGGGCGAGACCCAGGUCUGCCUUUGGGUGGCCCCACUCUGCUCCUGGCCCCGGGGUGCCCGGAUGCCCGAGGCUGCCCCUCCAAGGAGCUGUGCCCAGACGGCAGCCAGCGGCCAGGGCCAAAGGGACGCAUGACUCUGCGCAGUGCUGCCAAACUCGGCCCACCUCCCCUGCAGUUCCCCGCAGAGGAAACAAGCAAUUUUCACCUCCUGGAGGAAGACCGUCAGUCCUCUGAAGAGUCAGUGGAGUUUAAUUCCAUUAAUUCUCUCCUGGAGGCAGAGGAGGAAGAUGAGGAGCCACCACGAAUCCUUUUAUACCAUGAACCACGCUCAUUUGAAGUGGGAAUGCUAGUCUGGCUUAAAUACCAAAAGUACCCCUUCUGGCCGGCGGUGGUCAAGAGCGUCCGGCGAAGAGAGAAGAAAGCAAGCGUGCUUUUUAUUGAAGGGAACAUGAACCCAAAAGGGAAAGGUAUCACCGUGUGUCUUAAAAGACUGAAGCACUUCGACUGUAAAGAGAAGCACGCUCUGCUGAAUGAAGCCAAGGAGGACUUCGACCAGGCCAUCGGCUGGUGUGUCUCCCUGAUCACCGACUACAGGGUCCGGCUCGGCUGUGGUUCUUUUGCCGGCUCUUUCCUGGAAUAUUAUGCGGCCGAUAUAAGCUAUCCCGUCCGCAAGUCCAUCCAGCAGGAUGUGUUGGGGACCACGUUCCCUCAGCUGAGCAAAGGGGACCCGAGGGAGCCUGAGGCGGGGAGCCCCCAGGGCCGGAGGCAGCCGCGCAGGAAGGUCCUCCCUGACCGGUCGCGGGCCGCCCGGGACCGGGCCAACCAGAAGCUGGUGGAGUACAUCGUGAAGGCGAGGGGCACCGAGAGCCACCUGCGGGCCAUCCUGAAGAACAGGAAGCCGUCCAGGUGGCUGAAGACGUUUCUGAACUCCAGUCAGUACGUGACCUGCGUGGAGACGUACCUGGAGGACGAGGAACAGCUGGACCUGGUGGUGAAGUACUUACAAGGAGUCUUCCAGGAGGCGGGCAGCAGGAUGCUGACACGGAUCAGCGGCGAUAGGAUCCGCUUCAUCCUGGAUGUCCUUCUGCCCGAGGCCAUCAUCUGUGCAAUUUCUGCAGUCGACGAGGUGGAUUACAAGACGGCCGAGGAGAAGUACAUAAAAGGACCUUCACUCAGCUACCGGGAAAAAGAAAUAUUUGAUAACCAGCUCCUAGAGGAAAGGAAUCGGCGAUGCUGACACCGGAGGAGGCUGCGCCCGCGUGAACACGCCGUCUGCCGGUAGUAAGCGCUGCCGGUGCCCCGGUCUCCGGCCAAGAGCACCUUCUGGAAGUUGGGGACUGGGGGUGUGUUUCCACGGCUCUGAGAAGUCGAUUUCGUGAACACGCCAAGACCCGGUUCUCUUUUCCUGGCUCUUUUGGGAAAGUACAGUUCCCAAAAAACCCGAAGGUUUUUCAAAGGACAAACGUGCAUUUUAUUUUGUUUUAUAUCAUUACUUGUGACUGUAUCAUAUAGUUUAAUAUAAGGUACACGUGUUAUUUUGUGUUAAAAAGCAGCGUAUCUGAUAUUAAACAGGCGUUUGAGAGAGGAGUCUGAUGUGAAUGACAGCUCCAGGAGCGUCAGUGUAUUUUUCGUGGUUUCCUCUCGAUGGUUCCUAAAUUUGCGCUGCCCGUCUUAACGUUUGUGAAGAAAACUGGUGUUUGUAGGAGACAGAACAGAAGACAAGCUGCCCUCAGGUUUUAGCGUUUGCUAUGAUUGCUUGUGCAGGAGGACAUGGACGUCAGUGGCUCCAGUGGCCUUUCUCCGCUCCGUCCUGUGUGGGGACCCCGCAGACGCCCCGUCCCGCCUAGGUUUCCGUGCACAGCCGCGUCUCUCCUGGCGCCAGCGUUGUCACCACCCAGCCAGCCCCUGCAGUCUUGGUCAUCUGCCCGGAUAGCUGUGACGAUCCCGCAUGCCCGCCGCUGCCACCGGGGGCAGCCGACAUCACUGUGUGGCCGUGGAGUCGCAGCAUAGGGGACACGAGCUCAUCGCCUGGGCCUGGCGUCUGCAGAAACGAGGCCAUUUUCUGGAAGGCAGGCUUGAGUUCCCGCCCAGGGCACAGAAGGCAGGUCUCCGCCGGUGAGUCGCCCGACGCCCGAGGGUCCCCAGCUUGGGCUCCUUGGAGUCAGCCAUGUGGAGGCCCGUGACUCAGUUUUCCUCAGCCAGUCCUCAAACACGGUCAUAGAAAGUCUAAGUCAGAGCCACACGCCACUGAAUUAUUCUAAGCUGAUGCGAGACUGUAUGUGGAAGUAAACAUUGGAGAGGUUCAUUUUGAGAGCCUGUCCCGUCUUCUCCACCCUGGCUGCGUUGUCACGCCUGGCAGGGGUGGUGGCCCCACUGUAACGACUGGCAGCUGCGUGUGAGGAGGGACGGGGUCCCCUCACCUGACAGCCGGCACCACAGAGGAAAGUUGGAGUGAGAUUCUCAUGGGACGUGGUGGGGGCACGUGAGCCCCAAGAGGCUGGUGUCUGAACAGGAAGACACCGCAGAGACAUCUCCGGUUGGUUCGAGACUGAGAUGUUCCAGAGACGGCGUGCUGACCUCGUUGCCCAGAACCCCGCAGGCCAUCUUCGUCCUAGUUGAUUUUGCUCAAAUCGAAGAGCAGAGCAUCCAGGCACGCCCGGCCCUGGCGGUUCUGCCUCCGACCCUCCCGGCUUGGCCCUCAGGGUGUCCCAUCUGGGGCCCAGGCUCGGGAGGGAGGGGCUGGAGGCGCUGCGGUGGAGGCCGCUCCCCAUGGCUGGCCAUGUGCAGAGCCGAAACCACAGAGGGACGAUGGUUCCUCACCCGACGGAAAGGCCCCUGAUGCCGCGUAGCCCGAAGCCUCAAUGCGCCAGUCUGGUUGGCACCUGGCCCUGCUCUGGUCACUCUUCCUGGGACACAGAGAGAGGGCCCCAUCCCCAAGGAGGAUGGCCCUAUUGGCGUCGCCAAAAUGGCCUUGCUUCCUUCCAGAAAAGUCCGACUGCACUGUCCACCAACAGCAACCCUCAUUGAAAGUGGUCGGUAGCGCGAGCAACGUCCGCCUUACAAACAUGAGGGAUGUUCUCGUGGGUCGUGGGUUAGAAACAUCCAUGAGGUUUUGUGGAAACCCAGUGGUUCGUGUGGGAAUAUUCCAUUGUUGUGAAGUAUUUUUAUAUCUGUUUCUUUGCUAAUCUUUGCCGUGUUCCUAAGCUUUGAUUGUGGAAUUGAACUAUUCAGGCUGGAAUUAAAUGUCGUUUUGGA